UUUCCUGCUGACGCUGAUGAUGACAACGAUGAUGACUAUGCGGGUUCAAGGAGACGGAGACUUCGACCUCGCCGACGCCCUGGAGGACCCUGAUCCUACGUCAGCAACUUCAGGUGGCGGCCUCUACCCAAAGCUUCCGCAGGACCCGCUACUGGGAGAUGGAGGAAAUAUCUACCCGCAACCCCGGCCACGUCCACGUCCACAGCCACGCCCACAGCCACGCCCACAUCCCGGGGAUGCAGAUGGCACCUUCGGAGGAAGUGGAGGCCAUGGUGGAGGAGGAGGAAUAGGAGGAGCUGCCCAUGGUGAUUCCCAGGGAAACCCGGUGGCCGCCAUCGUGUCACCCGUCGUUUCCGUGGUUGUGCUUGCCCUGCUUGGUGCUGGUGUUAGCUACUUCCGGUCUGGCCGGGGUGGGUGCCUGCGCUCACGUGGGAGAGACACGGAGGCUGGAUUGUGACAUCCCUGGAGUGUCCACCUGCUGUCAUCCACUUCCUGUUCACCUGGAAAUAAAUGUUUGUCCCGGCUCCUCCCAGGAUGCUCUGCAGGUUUCUUUUCAGGAACAAUUUUGGAGGUGUGGCCAAGUUGUGGGAAACCCACCCUGUCCCACCAAUCCCAUGACUCAUGGGUCAUGGUGUUUUCAUCACAACUCAUGAGUCCAGAGUUUGUUAUCUCAAAACCGUUUUUAUUUUUUUUUCUUCCUCGAAAUAAAAGAAACCUUUCUUUUAACAUUCAAAAAAAAAUUUUUAAAAAUUCUUUAAAAAA
This is a messenger RNA of Psammomys obesus (fat sand rat), 762 nucleotides long. It is a transcript of the gene Xg, whose product is annotated as Xg glycoprotein (Xg blood group). The coding region runs from base 17 to 457 and encodes 146 amino acids. Gene Ontology annotation, biological process: positive regulation of neutrophil extravasation; homotypic cell-cell adhesion; T cell extravasation. The transcript has 8 exons. Lineage: Eukaryota; Metazoa; Chordata; Mammalia; Rodentia; Muridae. The record is from RefSeq and is a predicted model, not a curated record.